Messenger RNA from Priceomyces carsonii, 7971 nucleotides. It is a transcript of the gene GCN1, whose product is annotated as Gcn1p. Gene Ontology annotation, biological process: cellular response to amino acid starvation; regulation of translation. Gene Ontology annotation, molecular function: protein kinase regulator activity. Lineage: Eukaryota; Fungi; Ascomycota; Pichiomycetes; Serinales; Debaryomycetaceae. Gene Ontology annotation, cellular component: cytosol. The transcript has a single exon. The record is from RefSeq and is a predicted model, not a curated record. Bases 1 to 7971 code for a protein of 2656 amino acids.
AUGGAUGGAGAUAUCAAGGGUGAGAUUGCACUUGACAUUGGAACAAAACUCAACGAUUCCUCGAAGAGAGUAAGAAUCGGAGCAUUGAAUAUUCUCCAACGCUCUAUAUCUAAUGAAAGUCACAAUGCUGAAGACCUAAAUACUAUUCUUGAUGCAUUGUUAGGAACAUAUAACUACUAUAAUGACCUUGAAUCCAGGAAUGAGGUUCUCAAUACACUAGUUGUGUUGCUCAGGUUAGAUCAUUCAAAGUAUUUGACUAGGAUUGAAUCAUUCAUUAAUGAAAUUAUUUGCGAUGGAAAAUCAACAAUUGCAUUGACUGAUUACUUGACAUUGUUGAGCUGGGUAAAUAAGCUCACCACAAUCGAAUUAAAGCAGGGUCUUGUGGACAAUCAGAUCAAGUUAUUAAACAUUUGUGCCAAGCUCAGUUUUCGUGAGCAUAAAAGGCAUGGUAAAAGAGUAUAUCUGUCGACAAUAAAUUCAGUAAAGCACUCUCUUAAUGUUAGCUUGGUAUCCGCCGAUGACUUAGACAUAGUCAUGGUGUCUUUGCUCCGAUGCAAGGAUCCAAAUGCAACAUUAUUAUUUACGGGAGUUUUGGUGAGAUCCCUAGAGGAUUUGGUUCCUCUGAAACCAUCCUUGUUACAACAUUUCACAGAAAUACAUAAGAAACAGAUCUUGGAUUAUUUUAAAGAAGUUUUAUUUGAAAAGGUUGCUCCAGAGAGUUAUUCAUUACAAAAUUUUGGCAUAUUUGUAAAUAGAUUUGUUGGUAAAGAAGAUUUUGAAGCUUUGAUAUCGAACAUAGAGAAGUGUAUCCUCAGGUCUUCUGAAGUGUCUUUCGGCUCUAUUUUACCUUACUUUUUUGGAAAUUUACAGGAAUUUGACAUAAGCAAGAUCUUGGUGGGCACAAAAUUGCUAGGAUCUACACUUUCGUCUUUGAAGUCUAACAAGGAGCACGUACGUGAAGGUGCUUUCAGAUCAAUUUCUUAUUUACUACAGCAUAAUCUUAAAGGCUCCACGCCCGAAGAUAUUCUGGUCAUAUUAGAUGAGGUCUUCAAAGCGAUCAAAGCGACUAGUAAUGCAGAAAGCAAAAAGUAUAUGGUAAAAUGUUUAUCCUUAGUAAAAUCAUCAGGCGCAACACUGAAGAUUCUAGAAGGUUUGAUGCCUCUUAUCGCAAGGGAUCAAAAUGAAACGUCUUUGGCAUCGUUGGUUUUUGCAUUUUUGUCACAAUAUAUAUAUGGUGAUAAGGUAUCUGAAGAAUUAAAGAAGAAGGUGUUGGAGCAGGUUAAGGCUGGUUUAAGCGAGAAAAAGAUCCCUUUGAGAAACAUAUGGUUUUUGAACUUAGGAACUUUUGCUUUUGAUGACAAGAAAAACAAUAGUGAUGUAUUAUCCAUUGUGAAACAACUCUUUACAGAAAUGAUGAAGACUUUGGAAGAAGCACAAAUGUCUCCUUUGCCUACAGUAGGAAACAAAAGCAUCACAUCAGCUCACAUUGUUAUUGUUCUAGCAGAUUUAAUAAAGUUUGAGGAUAAGGAGAACUUAGUGUAUUCAAGAUCCUUGUAUGGUUAUGACAAUAAACCGUCGAUAGUUGCAGAUGAGAAAGUUGUAUGUAAAUUGGGAAGUGAUCAAGAGGCUUUGUGGCUUGCAAGAUCAUUAUCUUCAAUAAUGUCCCAUAUACUGGAUUUAUCGGAUUCCUCCUUGGGAUUUACAUGGCUCUACUUAUUGACUUCAAACAAUGUUUCUUAUAAUGUUAGAUCGUAUGCAUUACUUUUAUUAAAAGAAAAGUUGAGCUCAAAUCUUAGUGAAUUGCUAAUAAAGUGCAUUUAUGAAUUCUUAGGGGACACGAGAGAACUAGAAACGUUCAAUUUGAACACUAAAUACUUUUCACCACUUCUUUCCUUGCUUGGCUCUUAUUCGAAGCAGAAUUUAGUAAACUUGCUUGUGGCUACGAACUAUGACGAUAUACCUGUUAAUGAUGGCUGGGUUGGCCUUUGCAGAAGAUCCAGCGAAGACGUUGGGAGCUUGGUUGAAAAUAAUGUUGACUUUAUAACAAGUAACUGUCUUGAGAUAGCCAACACCUCAGCUUCAAGAAAAUUGAAGAGGGCAGCAAUCACUUCUAUUGGAGUUAUAUCGUUUAUUCAACCUCAAAUUGUAUCAUCUAAAAUUGCAUCUUUAGUUAAAUCAAGUCUUGUUCUCCAUGAGAUAGCUCUGGACGAUUUACUGAUAUGGCGUGGAGAAGAGGGUAAGUUGGUCAUUGAUGUACUUCUGACGAAUACGAGUCAAAAACAUGAUCAUAAUUCAAAGGAUUACGAAACUAAGAAGUGGGAAGAAAAGGUGAAAAAAGAAAUAGCCAGCAAGAAGAGCGCUCCAAAAAAAUUGACCAGAGAAGAGCAGAGCCUUGUGAAUGAUCAAUUGUUGAAAGAAUCAAAGAUACGUUCCGAUAUUAACUCUAAGAUUAAUCAAUUGGAAGUCAUACUUUUGAUCAUCAAAGAGUUGGUUCUUAACUCGUUACAGAUAGACAAUAAAGCUCAAACGUGGUACCCAGUUUCGGUCAAUAGUGUUCUCUCGAUAUGCGAGAAUGAGAAUCUGCUAACGCUAUUAGGUAAGUUACCUAUCGAAACAUUUUUAGACUUAUCGUUGCUUCUUUCUUCCAGACUUGGCAAUUUGAAGGCUUUCGUUGGUAUUGCGAGUUUAAGGGUUUUCAAUACUAAAGGUCUUGACCAGAGUUAUGUUCAAGAGUCAGUUUUAGACUUAUUAAGUCGAAUUCUAUUCAGGAUCAAAAUUCUCUCUGAUCAGUCACUGUUGGACGAGUUGAGUUUUUCUUAUAUUCUACCUUUGUUAGAAAAGGUCAUAGAAAAUGGUAAACUUGUUGCGAUGAAGAACUCAAAGAAGAGUGCAGUUACUUCUGAGUUCGUUGAAGAAGACCAAGAAGAAGCACUUCUAUCAUUGGCCAUUGAGAUAGUUUCGUUACAUGCUGAAGUGUUUGAGAAUCCCACUAUUGCAAGAAGUACUAUUCUUAAUAAUUUAAUUUCUUUGAUGGCAUUACCUUCUAAGGCAAAGAGUGCUAAGGAGUGCUUCUUAUCAUUGUGUCAGUAUAUUUCGGUAAGGAUAUUACCUCAAGAUCUUGAUUUAUUGAUGAAGAAUGUGAUUUCGAAAGAGACAUUUGUGAGGCUAGCAAUACUUGAGGGUUUAGAUUCGGAGUUUGACUUGAGAAAUGAAACCGACUACUACAGUGAACUAUGGAUUGCUUAUCAUGACAAUAAUCCAUCUAUUUCAGAGUUAGCUAAAGUGGUUUGGGAUGAUAAUGAAAUGAAGUUGCCGUCCGAUGCACCAAGCAAGUUAUUGGAAUUUUCAGGCAGCCAGAGCUCAAGUUUAAGGCUCUCUGUAGCCAGCAGCAUUUAUGAUUCGGUUUCUAUUUUAAAGGAAAAUGAUCCAUCUAUUUUUGAGAACACAUUAAAGGAACUCAUAAAUCUCUAUAAUGUGAAGAAAGAUCCCCCGCCCGCAAAACUAGAUAGGUUUGGAUUGGUCAUCAAGUCAUCCGUUAAUCAUAAGGAUUCUUGGGAAGAAAGAUCAACUAUUGCCCUCACAUUGAAGCUUUUGGCUCCAUUUUUCAAUCAAGAACUGGUGAAACGUGUUUUCGAGUUUCUAGUAAAUGGCUUGGCCUUAGGAGACAAGGAUCCUAUCGUAAGACAGGAAUUACAAGAGGCUGGUUAUGAAAUUAUAAAUAAACACGGAUUCAACAAUAUCGAAUCGUUGAUCCCAAUCUUUGAAAAUACUCUUUCGGCCCGUGAUGAAGGAUCCAAAACUCAAGACCAUGUUCGUGAAUCCGUCGUUGUAUUAUACGGCGCGUUGGCCCGUCACCUUGAUAAAUCUGAUAAAAGACUCGAAAUAAUCAUUCAAAGAAUGAUAAGAACCUUAGAUGCUCCUUCUGAAGACAUCCAGUAUGCUAUCUCAGAAUGCAUCUCUCCAUUAGUUGGCUCUUUUGAGGAUAAGUUGCCCUCUUACUUCUCAGAUUUAUUUACAAAGUUAUUUGAAGGUAAUAAUUUGGCCUCAAGGCGUGGAGCAGCUUAUGGUAUCGCAGGUUUAGUUAAAGGUGCUGGAAUAAAGGCGCUAACAGAAUAUGAUAUUAUUAGAACUUUAACGGAUGCUGCUGAUGACAAGAAGAAUUCUAAGAGAAGAGAAAGUGCUUCCUUUGGCUUUGAAUGCUUGUCUCAAAGUUUGGGAAAGUUUUUUGAACCUUAUGUAAUUGAAAUCUUACCAUUAAUUUUAAAGUCUUUGGGAGAUUCUAAUGCUGAAGUUCGUGAAGCAACAGAACUUGCGGCGAGACAAAUUAUGAAAAAUACCACCAGUUUUGGUGUUAAGAAACUUAUUCCCGUUGCUAUCUCCAAUUUAGAUGAAAUUGCUUGGAGAUCUAAGAAAGGAUCUGUUGAAUUAUUAGGAUCGAUGGCAUAUCUUGAUCCAACCCAGCUCUCUUCUUCUUUAUCUACAAUUGUUCCUGAAAUUGUCGGUGUAUUAAACGAUACCCAUAAGGAAGUUAGAAGAGCCGCAGACCAGGCACUUAAAAGAUUUGGUGAAGUGAUUCGUAAUCCUGAAAUUCAGGAAAUCGUUCCUGAUUUGAUCAAUGCUAUCGGUGAUCCUACUAAAUAUACUGAUACGGCAUUAGAUAAAUUGCUUAAGAUUCAAUUUGUUCAUUAUAUUGAUGGCCCAUCCUUAGCGUUGAUCAUUCAUGUUAUACAUAGAGGUAUAAAGGAUAGAUCUGCGGCAGUAAAGAAAAAGGCAUGUCAAAUUGUUGGAAACAUGGCCAUAUUAGUUGAUUCGAAAGAUCUCAAUCCUUAUUUGUCGACUUUGGUAAGUGAAUUAGAAGUAGCUAUGGUUGAUCCAGUUCCUGCAACCAGAUCAACGGCCGCCAGGGCUUUGGGUUCCUUAGUGGAAAAGCUAGGCGAAGAGAAAUUCCCUGACUUGAUACCUCGACUCAUUGAGACUUUGCAAGAUAAAGGUAAAGCUGGCGAUAGGCUAGGUUCUGCUCAAGCUUUAUCUGAAGUAAUUUGCGGUCUUGGUGUUAAUAAACUUGAGGAGCUUUUACCAGUGAUCUUGUCGUCUGCAACAUCGCCAUACAGUCAUAUUCGUGCUGGCUAUAUGCCAUUGCUCUUGUUUCUUCCAGUUUGUUUUGGUUCGCAAUUCUCUCCUUAUUUGAAUAGAAUUAUCACGCCUAUCUUAUCAGGCUUGGCUGAUACAAAUGAGGAUAUAAGAGACACAGCUCUCAGAGCAGGAAGGUUAAUAGUUAAGAACUAUGCUACGAAGGCAGUUGAUUUAUUAUUACCAGAAUUAGAAAAAGGCUUGUCAGAUUCUAACUAUAGAAUUAGGCUCUCCUCUGUUGAACUCACAGGUGAUCUUUUAUUCCAAGUUACUGGUAUAUCUGGUAAAAAUGAGAUUGUUGAUGAUCAUAGUGAGCAUUCGAAGGAAAUCAAUAAGAACCUCAUUGAAGUUUUGGGACAGGAUCGUCGUAAUCAUAUUUUGUCAGCGUUAUUCAUGUGUCGUUCUGAUGUUGCUUUGAUUGUUCGUAGUGCAGCAGUCGACAUUUGGAAAGCAUUGGUAGCUAAUACGCCUAGAACAGUGAAAGAGAUUCUUCCUACCCUUACUACCAUUAUUGUUAGAAGAUUGGGUUCUGAUGAUGAGGUCCAAAGAACAAUUGCUGCCCAAACAUUGGGUGAAAUGGUUCGUAGGGUCGGAGCUAAUGCGUUGUCUCAAUUACUUCCUACUUUAGAGAAGACAUUAAGAGGCAGUGAUGAUGGAUCAAAACAGGGUAUAUGUAUUGCCUUAGUUGAGCUAAUAAAAUCAACUCUGCAAGAUGGGUUAAUAGAAUACCAGGAUAUCUUCGUCAGGAUUAUUCGUGAUUCUCUUGUUAGUCCUUCUCCAACAAUAAGAGAAGCUGCAGCAUUUGCAUUCGAGGCUCUUCAAGAUGAGCUUGGAAAAGUCGUUAUUGACAACGUCAUCCCUCCAUUAUUGAAUAUGAUGACUCUGGAGGACUCUGAAUAUGCUUUGCUUGGUUUGAAAGAGGUCAUGUCUAUGAAAUCUGACGUAAUUUUCCCUAUUUUGAUCCCUGCAUUAUUGUCCCCUCCAAUAGACAGCUUCAAAGCCAAUGCUCUAUCUUCGUUGGCUUCGGUGGCUGGAGCUUCAAUUUAUAGGCAUCUUCCGCUCAUCAUCAAUACCUUGGUCGAUGCAAUUAUCAAUGCAAAGUCAGAACCAGAAGAAAAGCAAGAUGAAAUUAGGUCUGCACUUGAAUCAGUUUUGUUGUCUAUAGACAGUGCAGAUGGCGUUAAUCCUUUGAUGCAACAUUUGUUAUCGCUCGCUAAGCAUGAAGAUAACGAAAAGAGGGCCGUAAUUUACAGUGUAUUAGGUCCAUUUUUUACUAAUACGAGUCUCGAUUAUAGCAUUUAUUUGCAAGAUAUGGUUUCUCAAUUUAUAUUGUCUUUAGGUGAUAAAACUCCAGAAGUUGUUGAAGGUACCUUUAACACAUUAAAUUCUUUGGUCAAAAAGCAAAGUAAAGAAUCUUUAGAGAAACUUGUCAAGGUUGCAAAGCUGUCUUUGGAAUUAACUGGAGUGAGUGGAGAAGUUCUCGCUGGCUUCGCUAUCCCUAAGGGACCUAGCUGUAUUCUUCCAAUAUUCUUACAUGGUUUGAUGUACGGAAAUUCUGAGCAAAAGGAAUUAGCUGCCCUAGGAAUUGCAGAUAUCAUUAAUAAGACACCGUCAGAUAAUCUCAAACCUUUUGCUACCACAAUUACUGGUCCCUUGAUUCGUGUGAUUGGAGAAAAAGUGUCGAGUGAUAUUAAGGCCGGUAUCUUGAUUGCAUUGAAUAAUUUAUUGAACAAGAUUCCUCAAUUCUUAAGGCCGUUCAUUCCUCAACUUCAAAGAACAUUUGUCAGAUCUUUAUCUGAUCCUAAGAAUGAAGUCCUUCGUUCUCGAGCUGUGGCUGCCCUUGGAACCCUCAUUGAGUUUCAACCAAGAGUGGACUCAUUAAUCACAGAAUUGGUCACUGGAGCAAAGAAUGCGGAAAAUGAGGGAGUCAAGAUUGCUAUGUUAAGAGGAAUGUUACAAGUUAUCACUAAAGCCGGAGCUAAAAUGAGUGAAAGUUCGAAAGCGAUGAUCAUGGCUCUUGUUGGACCAGAAAUUUCAAAUGCUGAUGGAAAGGUUGCAAUUGAGUAUGCCAAGUUAGUUGGGUCUGUUUCAAGGAUUUUGACCCCAGAUGAAGCAACUUCUAUUUUAAAUCAAGAGAUUCUAAAAGAAGGAGAUCUUUCGAAGGAGAAAUUUUCGAUUCCAGCUAUCAAUUCAUUCUUGAAAUUCUCACCUCAUCAUAUCUUAGAUUCGAGCCUAUUUGAAGAAAUUAUUGAUUUCAUAAUUAAGUUUUGUGACUCGCCAAACUCCUAUAUAAGUGAUAACGCUAUUUUAGCUAUUGGAAAGCUUAUACUAUCGCCAGAAAAAGAAAACCCUUUAUGGUCUAAUCAAGAUGUGCUAGAAAAGUUGAUGAACCAAUUAUCCAUUAGCGCAUUAGAUCCAAACUCAAACUCGCCUGAUACCAGAAGAUUGUCUUUAGUUGUUAUUAGAACAGUUGCUAGAUUCAAAUUCGAAGCAGCGAUCAAACCAUUUUUGGACACAAUAGCUCCGUCAGUUUUCUUAUGUGUCCGGGAUCCUAUUAUACCAAUUAGGUUGGCUGCAGAGAAGGCAUUUCUCUCUAUAUUCCUCUUAGUGGAGGACCCAAAUAUGGAGCUAUUUAAUUCUUGGUUCGAAGGAAAGGCGACAAUAAUGAGUAUUAAUGGUACUUCGAUUCAGCCGAGAUCUUUGGGUGACUACACUAGAAGAGUGGCUUCAAGGUUAGCAGGUGUUGAGAGAGAACGGAUAGAAGAUGGUGGAGAUGCUGAAACAAUGUUCAGCGAUAGGUUUGAAGACGAAAAAGAAGUAUGGGCAGUUGGUGGCCUUUGA